UGCAGUUCGUAGUUCCUUGCAAUCCUGAGGCACAAAAGUAGGUGAGACUGCUUUUGUAUCUGCGAAGUGCUUCACUCCUGAAUGUAAUUCUAGCUGAGUGCAAUCUAGGUUAAGAGCCGGACAAGCGGGUAAUUAGAGCCCGCUCGCUGCCAGAGGACCGGCCGCCCCGCCGAAGCGCGCCCGGAGUCGGCGCCCUUCUCCCGGCCGAGUCAAGCUGCGGCUGGACACGGAGCGCCCGAGAUGAUGGUGCUGGACAAGGAGGACGGUGUGCCGAUGCUCUCCGUCCAGCCCAAAGGGAAGCAGAAGGGCUGCGCGGGCUGCAACCGCAAGAUCAAGGACCGCUACCUGCUGAAGGCCCUGGACAAGUACUGGCAUGAGGACUGCCUCAAGUGCGCCUGCUGCGACUGCCGCCUGGGCGAGGUGGGCUCCACCCUCUACACCAAGGCCAACCUCAUCCUGUGCAGGCGCGACUACCUGAGGCUCUUCGGCACCACAGGAAACUGUGCCGCCUGCAGCAAGCUGAUCCCAGCCUUCGAGAUGGUGAUGCGGGCUCGGGACAAUGUUUAUCACCUUGAUUGCUUUGCCUGCCAGCUCUGCAACCAGAGAUUUUGUGUGGGAGACAAAUUCUUCCUGAAGAACAACAUGAUCUUGUGUCAGAUGGACUAUGAGGAGGGGCAGCUCAAUGGCACCUUUGAAUCCCAGGUUCAGUAAUGCCCAGCGCCUGACCUCCAGGCCCGUCUGUCCGUCUGCCCGCCUGCCCACCGCCUGGCCGGCCAGCCGCUCUCCUGCGAUUAGAACUCCUCUGUCCUCAUUGGGAAGGACGGCCCCUCCUCCACCACCGCCCGUCUGUGUGUGACCCUCCUGGGGCCAGGCUGGGCCUGUACAGUCUGUCUUCUGUAUAUAAAUGGGAACAUUUAUUUUAUGAAAAAUGUAAUGCGAUUUUAUUACUGGCGUGGAUUAAACUUAUGAAUGUUUCU
Molecule: messenger RNA, 977 nt
Organism: Equus quagga
Lineage: Eukaryota; Metazoa; Chordata; Mammalia; Perissodactyla; Equidae
Gene: LMO1
Product: LIM domain only 1
Exons: 4
Coding region: 241-711 (156 amino acids)
Biological process (GO): positive regulation of transcription by RNA polymerase II
Cellular component (GO): nucleus
Molecular function (GO): transcription coactivator activity; DNA-binding transcription factor binding
Source: RefSeq, a predicted model, not a curated record